Molecule: messenger RNA, 1686 nt
Organism: Didymodactylos carnosus
Lineage: Eukaryota; Metazoa; Rotifera; Eurotatoria; Philodinida; Philodinidae
Source: the annotation of a GenBank genome assembly
AUGAGUUUAAAUAUAAUGAAAUUUUUUGGCAAAAAACAAGAACAACAACAAAUAAAUGAAAUAUCGAUGCCCCAUAAUGUUAAAACGAAUGUUCAUGUUACAUAUGACGAAGCAACAAAAACAUUUCAGGGUCUACCUACCGAAUGGGAGAAACAGGUUCAAGGUUUAUUUGGUGAAUCAGAAAGUGAUAUGUCAUCUCAGGAACGUUUAGAUACUAUUCACAAAACUAAUGGUCCAGUUGACAAUAAUUCUUAUCCGUCAAAUAGACUUGGUGGAACGCAAAAUACUUUGAAGCAGAUUAUACAAGAACUUAAACGUGUACAAUCUAUUCGAAAGCAAAGUGUGCAUGAAACUGAUGAUUCACUAUCGGAACCACUAGUUAAUUUUUAUCAAAAUUCAAACUCACAAACUCCAGAUCGUGACACACUUGUGAAUGAGUAUCAUUCGUUUUCACCACUACAACUAAAUACGUAUGAUGAUUCCAAGCGAGGAGGAAAUAAUCUACCACCUCCCCUUCCACCACGUGAUCUGAAUGAUGGUCAUAUUCUUACUACGAUUACGAAAAUAAAUAAUAAAGCACCACGUUUACCACCAGAAUUACCACCAAAAACCUCAGCAAUAACGAACAAAUUCAAAAAGAAUACCACACCGUCACCAACACAACCCUUUCCUAUCAUUAACAAAGAAAAUACAGAACAAAAAAUGACGGAUAAUAAUAAUAAUAAUAAUAACGAUCAUGACACACCUCUUGUACAACGACAUAAAGCCAGACAUUCAAAAAAACGAAUGACUGAAGAAGAGGCUGUUAAGGAAUUGGAACUUGUUGCGGCCAAAGAUGAUCCAAAAACACGUUAUACCAUUAUACGUAAACUUGGAUCAGGUGCUGCUGGUGAUGUUGAUUUAGCUCUAGAUACAAAAACAAAUACAAAAAUUGCCAUUAAACGUAUGCUAUGGUCAAAACAACCGAGAAAAGAAUUGAUUGUUAGUGAAAUUAAUGUUAUGAGUCAAUAUCGAUUUCCUUCUAUUGUCAAUUUUCUUGACUGUUAUUUACGACCAAAUGAGUUAUGGAUUGUGAUGGAAUUUAUGCAAGGUGGUCAAUUGACACAAAUUGUUGAACAAACUAUUUUAGAUGAAGGACAAAUGGCAGCCAUUACGAAAGAAUGUCUAGGAGCAUUACGAUUUCUACAUUCAAAAAAUAUCAUUCAUCGAGACGUUAAAUCGGAUAAUGUACUAGUUGGUUUUGAUGGUUCAGUAAAAUUAACCGAUUUUGGAUUUUGUGCACAAUUGGCUAAUACUGAAUCGCUAAGACAAACAAUGGUCGGAACACCAUACUGGAUGGCACCAGAAGUUAUUAAAAAAUUAAAAUAUGAUCGCAAAGUGGAUAUCUGGUCGUUAGGAAUAAUGAUGAUUGAAAUGAUUGAUGGUUCUCCUCCAUAUAUCAAUGAGCAACCAUUUCGUGCCAUGUGUAAAAUAGCAUUACAAGAAGAACCACCAAAACUUACAGAAGAUGGACAAAAACGUAUCUCUUCUGAAUUGAGUAAUUUUUUGAAACGUUGUUUAACUGUUGAUCCACAAAAACGUUCUGAUACAGAUGAACUAUUGCAUCAUGUAUGGAUAAGCAAAGCAAAACCAUUAAAAUCAUUAGUAUCAAAUAUAAAAGCUGUUUGUAAAGAUUCAACUGAUUAA